Lagenorhynchus albirostris (white-beaked dolphin) is the source of this 726-nucleotide messenger RNA. RefSeq names its product SH2 domain containing 1A (gene SH2D1A). NCBI's taxonomy places the organism in Eukaryota, Metazoa, Chordata, Mammalia, Artiodactyla, Delphinidae. The record is from RefSeq and is a predicted model, not a curated record. The coding region runs from base 1 to 387 and encodes 128 amino acids. The transcript is spliced from 4 exons. Gene Ontology annotation, biological process: cellular defense response; cell-cell signaling. Gene Ontology annotation, cellular component: cytoplasm.
AUGGAGGCGGUGGCUGUGUAUCAUGGCAAAAUCAGCCGGGAGACGGGGGAGAAGCUCCUGCUUGCCACGGGUCUGGACGGCAGCUAUUUGCUGAGGGACAGCGAGAGCGUCCCGGGAGUGUACUGCCUGUGUGUUCUGUAUCAAGGUUACAUUUAUACAUACCGAGUGUCUCAGACAGAAACAGGUUCUUGGAGUGCUGAGACAGCACCUGGGGUACAUAAAAGAUUUUUCCGGAAAAUAAAAAAUCUCAUUUCAGCAUUUCAGAAGCCAGAUCAAGGUAUUGUAAUACCUUUGCAGUAUCCAGUUGAGAAGAAGCCCUCAGCUAGAAGUACACAAGGUGCUACAGGGAGAAGAGAAGAUCCUGAUGUCUUCCUGAAAGCACCAUGAAGAAAAAUAAAACACACCUUGUACUUUAUUUUCAGUAAUUUAAAUAUAUGCUAAGUCUUAUAUAUAAUUGAUAAUACAGUUCAGUGAGCUACAAAAGUAUUUCUGAAACCAUCAUAGUCCUGUAAUGGAAGCAUCUAUAGCAUGAUGUUAAAGCUGAAAUGGACUUUUCGGAUAAUGAGGAGCUUUGAAAUGAGGAUUGGGGAAAAAUAAUUCCACAGGUUAUUUUCAGUUAUUGUAUUUACAAAUGGGAAAUGACUUAAAACAUAAUGAUACUUUAUAAAAGAUUAAUGUCAAUUCUUGCCAAAUAUAAAUAAAAAUAAUCCUCAGUUUUUCUCAAAA